AUGAACAGCGCCGGCAAUGGUGAGGGUGAGCCCUCCCUAGUGCAAGAGGAAGGGCCGCCGCCGAAUGCUGGCAAUGGCGAUGGCGGCGGCGGUGGCCUGCUCGCACACGCACCGAACUUCGGCGCGACUGAAGCGGACACGCUGCUGGUGGUGGCGACACUGAUCACAGCGCUGACGUACCAGCUGGGCACCAACAUCCCGGGCGGGUACUGGCAGGCCGACGACGACGCGGGGCACGUGGCCGGGGACCCGAUCAUGCGGGACAAGCACCGGCGGCGGUACUGGCUGUUCAUGGCGGCGAGCUGGGCGGGGUUCGGCACCUCGAUGCUGCUCACGGUGGGGCUCAUCACCGGGGUGCCCGCGCGCUCGCGCUUCGUGCAGUACGCGUUCCUGGUGGCCUACUCCAGCCUCGUGCUCACGUUCGUCACGUCGCAGCCGCGCACCUCGCUCGCCAUGGACCUCGUCAUCUGGGCCGCCGUCAUGGCCAUGCUCGCCGUCGCCACCAAGUACCUGCGCCUCGACAGGCUCCCCAGAUGGGCGCGCUCCCUGUGCCCUGCUCCUCCUCUGGCCUCGUGCUGCUGCUCACGUUCGUCGUGA
This is a messenger RNA of Miscanthus lutarioriparius, 597 nucleotides long. The record is from the annotation of a GenBank genome assembly. Lineage: Eukaryota; Viridiplantae; Streptophyta; Magnoliopsida; Poales; Poaceae.